Molecule: messenger RNA, 480 nt
Organism: Sordaria macrospora k-hell
Lineage: Eukaryota; Fungi; Ascomycota; Sordariomycetes; Sordariales; Sordariaceae
Source: RefSeq, a predicted model, not a curated record
AUGCAUUCACAUUACGAUGACGAUAGGGAAGAUCAAGACAUAAUGCCGGAUUUCGGAGAGCACGUCGACAAUGGGAUCUUUGAGCAGAUCCUAGAGAUGGACGAUGACGACAAGCGCGAGUUCAGCAAGUCUUUGGUCACCAACUUCUUUGACCAGGCCGAGGAGACAUUUGUAAAGAUCGAGGAGGUUUUGAACAACAACAAGCUCGACAACGGCAAGAGGCUCGAGACGCUGUCGAGUCUGGGUCAUUUCCUGAAGGGCUCUUCAGCCACUCUCGGGUUUAACAAAAUCAGGGAUUCGUGCCAAAUUAUCCAACAAUACGGCCACAAGCUCAACGUCGAUGGAUCUGCCGAGCCCAACGAACAGGUCUGCCUGGACAAGAUCAAGGCUGCCCUCAAGACCGCCAGGAACGACAAAGACGUGCUGGCGGAUAUGAUGUUAAACGAAACACACGGCUUCUUCCAGCCAGAUGACGAGUAG